CCAGGAAGCAUGGUGAAAUCAAGAGAUAUUAGUUCGUUUGAUGAUGCGGUGAAAUAUGUCAAAACGGGGGUUGAAGCCGGCGACCCGACUGUUAUAGGAAUUUUAGUAGCCUUAUGUGUUGUACUGUUUACAAUCGUGCUGCUGGCAUUCCUGAAGGGCAGGAAGAAUGCGAGACAAGCUGUUCUCCUCCUGGGAACAUGUGACUCUGGGAAAACUUCCUUGUUCUGUAAGCUUGUACAUGGAGAAGUGAAAACGACAUACACAUCUAUUAAAGAAAACGUUGGCAGCUACAAAGUGGAAAAUAAGAACAAAGUUCUUCAGAUACUAGAUCUUCCCGGUCAUGAGAGGCUUCGAGUUCAAAGUUUGGAAAACCAUAAACGAUCUGCCAGAGGAAUUGUGUUCGUCAUUGACGGAGCAGCCUUUCAGAAAGAAAUCAAAGAAGUAGCUGACUACCUGUACUUGAUACUGAGUGACGGUGUGUUGUCAGGUAACUCACCACCUAUCCUGAUUGCCUGUAACAAACAAGACCAAACGCUUUGUAAAGGGGCAAAGGUCAUCAAGUCUCAGCUGGAGAAAGAAAUCAACACUCAGCGAGUGACGAGGUCUGCUGCACUCCAGGGAACAGACAACACCGCCAACAACAACACCUUUCUCGGAAUGCGGAACAAGGAUUUUGAAUUCUCUGAUUUAAAGCCGUUUAAAGUAGAAUUUGCAGAGUGCUCUGCACUGGGUAAGGGGAAUGGCUUGUCAGACGUGGAGGAAUGGAUUGAGAAGAUUGCAUAGACAGUCCAUAGCUGCGUUCAGUGUUACUUUUGACGCUUGCCUGGCGUCUUUAUGCUCAUUAUAUCAGUUCUGCGUACAUGGAAGUUCUGUGAAAGUCUUCAUCAAAAGUAUUGACAUCAAGGAGUGAAAGGAAUGCAUUUCUAAAUUAUGUUAUACUUGUGCCCACUGGGUCAUUGUGGCAGAGGUGGCUAGCGUCCCAACGCAGGACAGUGACCAGGAGCCUCUCAUUAAUGCGGUCGUUGUGAGUUAGUCAUGCUGAUAUCCUCUCCCAGCUGUACGAGGAAAUGUCUACCAGCAACCUGGGAUGGUCGUGGGUUUCCCUAUGGCGUUGCCGGUUUCCUCCCACGGGUUGAAUGCUAGCCGAAGUAUAAGUGAAAUAUUCUUGAGCACGACGUAAGACACCAAUCAAGUAAAUAAAGAAAUAAAUAAAAAAAUACUUGUGCCCUGAACAGCUGUUAGGACAUUAGGAAUUCCACACGUUUAAAACAUUAUACAAAAUUGUACUAAAUGUAUUCAACGUGUUCUACAUGACCUUCACUACUUAUUUGUGCAAAUCAUCGUCAGGAAUGUCUAAUGUAACAAAACAAACGUAGUUCUCCAAGCGAUUAAAUUAUUCGUGGUUUUGGGAUUCUUGAUUUCUUGAGUCCGUAUACCUUUCAUCACCUUUCAUCACCGGUUUGUAGGUGAAGUCAGCAAAUAUAUGAAGAUAUUCACGU
This is a messenger RNA of Liolophura sinensis, 1499 nucleotides long. Its product is annotated as signal recognition particle receptor subunit beta-like. Gene Ontology annotation, biological process: intracellular protein transport; protein localization to Golgi apparatus; Golgi to plasma membrane protein transport. Bases 10 to 783 code for a protein of 257 amino acids. The transcript is spliced from 7 exons. Gene Ontology annotation, cellular component: Golgi apparatus. Lineage: Eukaryota; Metazoa; Mollusca; Polyplacophora; Chitonida; Chitonidae. Gene Ontology annotation, molecular function: GTPase activity; GTP binding. The record is from RefSeq and is a predicted model, not a curated record.